Brassica napus (rape) is the source of this 411-nucleotide messenger RNA. RefSeq lists its product as uncharacterized. NCBI's taxonomy places the organism in Eukaryota, Viridiplantae, Streptophyta, Magnoliopsida, Brassicales, Brassicaceae. The record is from RefSeq and is a predicted model, not a curated record. Bases 1 to 411 code for a protein of 136 amino acids. The transcript has 2 exons.
AUGGAAUCACCAAACAACGCAGAAUUCCCACAAGAUGUAAUUGCUGUGAGGCAGCGGCUCUUUUCACUUCAAACAGUUAAAAAUCCGGGAAGAUUAUUUCAUUCUUGUCUGAUGGGAUCUGAGAAGGACAAAACCAACAUGUUCAAAUGGACUGAUCGGUCAGUUGUUGAGGAAAUUGAAGACUUCCAGGAACUGGUUAACGUGCUACUCAUUGACAAUUCCCAGUUUCAGAAUUCAUUGACAGCUUGUGAGACCAUGCUGAAACGCCAGGAGAGUAGAAUUGAAGAAAUGGAAGAUGUGAUUGGACGUUGUGAAGAGAAGACCAUCGAAUGCAUUAGGGAAUUAAGGUUCAUAAUAGCUGUGUUUGUGUUUUGUUUGGUGAUGGUCUUCAUGUACCUUACCUAUGCAUGA